This is a messenger RNA of Labrus mixtus (cuckoo wrasse), 999 nucleotides long. It is a transcript of the gene timd4, whose product is annotated as T cell immunoglobulin and mucin domain containing 4. The coding region runs from base 25 to 858 and encodes 277 amino acids. The transcript has 8 exons. The record is from RefSeq and is a predicted model, not a curated record. Lineage: Eukaryota; Metazoa; Chordata; Actinopteri; Labriformes; Labridae.
AGUCACACUGUGUCAUCGUCUCAAAUGGGACAAGAAACACACACGCACACAUGCACUCACAGGAUGGACGUGGUCUCGCCUCACUGCUGUUGCACGCUUCAGACCUUCAUCAUCCUUGUCCUGUCAGGUCUUCACGUGUCCUCAGUUUCCUCUUUUAAAGUGACGGAGGGGGGCGUGGCUUCUCUGUCCUGUCAGUACUCCGUGAAGCGUUUCGGUCUGAGUCGGGUGUGUUGGGGUCGGGGUUGCGGGACCUUCUGGUGCAGCAACAUCCUGGUGCAGACGGACGAGAACGGCGUCAUCUCCAAGGUGGAGGACCGGUACAGGCUGACCGGGGACGUCCUUGACGGACAGAUGGAUCUUGACAUCGUGAAUGUGAGGCGGACGGACAGCGGGCCGUACUGCUGCAGGGUGGACAUCGACGGGAUCUUCAACGACAAGAAAUCCAUCAUGAACCUGCGAGUGGUGAAAGCUCUGGUCACCAGUUCUCCUCCAACGACUACCACGACACCAACAACGAAUCAAGUAACAGAGCCGUCGUCCUCCACAGUAAACUGGAGAUCCCUGCUGUCGUCUCAGCUCGACCUGCUGAGGAAGAACUCCACCCUGCUGCGCUCCGACACCAUCACCGGGGAGGAUUCUCUGCCCUCUCUCUCUCUUCAGAUCAAUGUUCCCGUCCUCUCUCUCUCCCUCACUGUGAUGUCCAUCGUGGCCGGAGUUUUCCUCUUUCUGGCCUUCAAACGUGGAAUCUACAACAGAGCCCUGAAGGCCGACUGUUUCUCGUCUGAAGAGCCACCUCACAUCAUCUAUGAGAUCCGGAUGAGACGGCCAGUCCAGGAGAACAUCUACACUCUGGACUGAGAGCCUCUGACGGAACAAAGAAAAUAAUUAAUGUGGUACAACAGUUAAAUGAAGUCAAUCAGACACCUCUUCAUGAAGUUACAGUACUGGCUGACUUUAAACGUUUUGUGAAAAACUUGCUGAAUAAAAAUCAUCAAUACA